This is a messenger RNA of Acytostelium subglobosum LB1, 3948 nucleotides long. RefSeq lists its product as hypothetical. The transcript is spliced from 3 exons. The coding region runs from base 1 to 3948 and encodes 1315 amino acids. Gene Ontology annotation, cellular component: nucleus. The record is from RefSeq and is a predicted model, not a curated record. Gene Ontology annotation, biological process: transcription-coupled nucleotide-excision repair. Lineage: Eukaryota; Evosea; Eumycetozoa; Acytosteliales; Acytosteliaceae. Gene Ontology annotation, molecular function: ATP-dependent chromatin remodeler activity; ATP binding.
AUGACAACGAAGCAAUCAUCAUCAUCAUCACAGCAAUCAUCAUUCUCUGGUCAGACACUGGACUCACUUUCAAAGAUGGGAGUGUCAACUAUGAGUUCAAGAUCAGUCGAGGAGAAUGUUAUCAAUUCGAUCGAUCAGGCAAUCGCGCAAGAUCAGAUCAGAGAGCUUACAAAGAAGCUUAACAAGGUGCGCAAUGAGAUAUCAUCAAUACAAGACUUUAUCGAGAAGAACCAUGAUCAUAUAAAGGCCACUACCUUUGCACCCAAGUCUGCCAUCGAUCCUGAAGAGGUCAUCAACAGUUUGAUUGUGUUAAAGACUCUCAAGCAAAAGAGACUUGAUGAGCUUAAUGCUGAGGAGAGGAAGCUCAAUGGCCAAAAGAAGAAGUUGGAGGAGGAUCUGCAGAAGAUGGAGAGGCAGAAGAAGUACAAGCCAGCCAAUUCUGCAGAGUUCAAUGCGCCAAGCUCACUGGAUCGUGCCUUUGGGUUUGGUGGCCAGUCAAGGGAGAAUGAGAAAGAGAGGCUGAUAAGAAUGGGCAAGAUCACUCCAUUCGCAAAUGUACAACAGAGCAGGAAAGCAAUCGUUAUUCCAGUCAUGGACAAUACAAGUCAAGCUGGAGGUGGAGCAGGUGGUAGAUCAAGUCGGUUGGAUAGUGGUGGACGCUAUUCAUCAACGACGAGAAGAAGCAAGGGUCUCAAGCCUGGUGUCAACUCUGCCGCUGCAGAAGAGCGUCAUGAGAAGCGAAAGAAGUGGAUGGAGAAUGCCAACAAACAGCAUUCCAAAAAGUCAACAACAUUCUACGAUGAUCUCAAGAAUGAUGACAUUGUGCUGAGCGACGAGGAGGAGGAAGAGGAGAUCCAAGACGAAGAUGUUGUUGACGAGGCGAUGGAAGUAGACAACGAAGUGAAUGAGGAGAAUGACGAGAGUGCAAUCAAUGUUGACGGCAAUGAAGAUCCUGUUGAUGUUGAUGCCGAUGAUGAUGGAGGAGAAGAACAUGAAGAGGAUGACGAUGACGACGACGACGAAGUGAUGGAGGUCAAAGAUGACGAUGAAGAUUACAUAGACGAAGAAGAGGAAGAGGAGGAAGAGGAGGAGGAUAACCGGUCAAAGAAAAACAAGAAGAAGGAGAAGAUAUCAAUUGACAUACAUCAAGAGCUGUGGCGAGACGAUGCCAACGAGAGCAACUAUCAGGAUCGACUGUACCUUUGGAAGAAGGACAGAUUACGCAAACAAACAAACUACACCAACAAACUGCUGGGCAUCAGCAACAGACCAGUGACCACCUCAGCUCAGCAGCAACAACCACUGGACGAGAGUGAGAUGAGCCCAAUCACCACCUCCGAACACCUAGACGAGAACAUUGAUGUGGAGGACGAAGAUGCCAUUGUAAACCUGCUCAAUGAUAACUCACAAGGCGAGCUGGACGACAAACAAGAGAUUGAAAAUGAGCAGGUGCUCGAGGAGGAGGUGGCUGAGUUGGACAAGUCACUGGAGGAGCAGGACGACGAUGAUGAGUUUGGCGAGGACUUCCAAGUCGACGGCGACUUCAAGAUACCAUACGAGGUAUAUCACAGACUGUUCGAGUAUCAGGUCACCUGUGUCAAGUGGAUGUGGGAGCUGCACAACCAAGAGUGUGGUGGCAUCAUCGGAGAUGAGAUGGGCCUUGGCAAGACUGUCCAGAUCAUCUCAUUCCUGGCAUCACUUCACUACAGCAAGAUGCUUGGAGGCCCAGCACUCAUCAUUGCACCAGCGACAUUGCUCUCCAACUGGGUCAAGGAGAUACACACCUGGUGGCCUCCAUUCAGAGCCAUUCUCUAUCACUCCAGUGGCACAAGUAACAAGGACAAGAAGACAAUGAAGCAACUCAUUGAGACCGUGGCAUCCAAGGGUCACAUCCUGAUGACAACGUACGAGAGUGUUCGAAUCAAUCAAGAUACUCUACUCAAACAUCAUUGGGAGUACAUCAUCUUGGACGAGGGACACAAGAUACGCAAUCCCGAUGCCGACGUAACACUCUCGGUCAAGCAGUUCCCGACCAGCCAUCGAAUCAUCCUCUCUGGCUCACCCAUCCAGAACAAGCUCACUGAGCUCUGGUCGCUCUUUGACUUUGUGUUCCCUGGCAAGCUUGGCACACUGCCCAUCUUCAAGACGCAGUUCGCCGUGCCCAUCUCACUGGGAGGCUACGCCAAUGCCUCCACGCUGCAGGUGCAGACGGCCUAUCAAUGCGCCGUUGCUCUGCGCAACUUGAUAUCGCCCUACAUGCUCCGUCGUAUCAAGGCUGACGUGCUGCAGUCCCUGCCGUCCAAGAAUGAACAGGUUCUGCUCUGUCCUCUGACGCCAUUCCAAGAACGCGAGUACCUUAAGUUCUUGGCGAGCAAUGAGGCCACAGAUGUGCUGGAUGGCAAGAAGAACCUUCUCUACGCUAUCGACAUUCUCAAGAAGGUGUGCAAUCAUCCCGACAUCCUGCUAAAGGACGGUGAGGACAAGCCGUAUGAUUACGGCAAUGUGGAGCGAUCUGCCAAGCUCAAGGUGGUGCAGCAGAUUCUGCCCAUGUGGCAGCAACAAGGCCACAAGGUGUUGCUGUUCUGCCAGACCAGACAGAUGCUCGACAUUGUCGAGUCGUUCAUCGUCGAGUGUGGCCUCACCUAUCGAAGAAUGGAUGGCACUACGUCUGUCAAGACGAGACAGUCGUUGGUCGAGGAGUUUAAUCAAGAUCCGACUCUGUUCAUCUUCCUGCUCACGACCAAGGUUGGUGGAUUGGGAAUCAAUCUCACUGGCGCCAACCGUGUCAUUCUGUUCGAUCCCGAUUGGAACCCGUCCACCGACAUCCAGGCGAGGGAGCGUGUGUACCGUAUUGGCCAGCUCAAGUCCGUCACCAUCUACCGAUUGAUGACUACGGGCACGAUCGAGGAGAAGAUAUACCAUCGCCAGAUAUACAAGCAGUUCCUCUCGAACAAGAUCCUCAAGGAUCCACGUCAGAAGAGAUUCUUCAGGUCGCGCCACUUCAAAGAUCUCUUGUCCUACAACAAGGUGGUCAAGGGCUCAGAGACUGGCGAUAUCUUCAAUGGAACAAACUCAGAGAUCCUACCCGAGGACUUUGCUGCGAGCCAGCAGAGGAAGAGGGGCAACAGUGGUGUUGACAGUCCACCAGCCGCCGAUGCCGACAGUCCAACAUACCAGACGCGACCAUAUCAGCCAGGCGGAGGCAGCAACGACAACAACAACGACGAUGAGACCAAGGAGUCAGAGGAUGCAUAUAUUCUCAAACAUUUGUUUGAGAAGGAGGGAUUGAAGAGUGCUCUGAAGCAUGACAGCAUCAUGGAGCAAUCAGGACCCGAGGCUUCUUUGUUGGAGAACGAGGCAACCAAGAUUGCCAACAAGGCUGUGGAGCUCAUCAAGUUGUCGAGGGCCAAGAUCGAGUCACAAGGCAAUCGACUGUCGACUCCAACAUGGACAGGACGAUCGGGCACAUCGGGCAUCCCUUCGACCUUGGCUGGGCACCCACUCGAGGGUCUCAUUGCCAGUCCUCCACCAGCAACAACAGGUGGUAGAUUCGGAAACAAGAACAAGGCUAUCUAUACCCCAGCAUCUCCAACACUCCAGCCCAUCGUGUCGAUCAUACCGGACAACAAGAUGAACAACAACAACAAACCACUGGUGGGUCAAGCCGGCAAGGCCAGUCUGGACUCCUCUGCAAUCCUCUCCACACUGCAACAAUCGGAUAUCGAGAAGGCAUCCGAGAUGUUUGGUGGAAUCAAGCCGUCGGACAUCAUCAAGAACAUCUUUGAUUUCCUCAUGAGCAAAGGCGGCAACUCAACUACACAGGCCAUCAUUGAUCACUUUGCGCUCUCGAUAUCAGCUGACCAAGCUCCCUUGUUCCGCAGCCUUCUGAAGAGUGUAGCAGUGUUUAGCAAAACCCUCAAGCUCUGGACGAUCAAGCCAGACCUCUAA